UGAAAAUACCUUUCCUCUCAUUUGACCUCAGAUUUCCUCAGCCACCACCAUCCACCAUCCCAUCCCGUCUUCCAAAUGGAAUCCGAUUCAGACUCUGAUGGCUCUCACAUCUCCGCCACUCCUCCCAGAGACCCAAUCCCACCACCUCCACCUCCACCGCCACCGACUCUUCUCUCUUCCAAGAAAUCCAGAUUUAGGGUUAGAGCCUCCUCUUCCCGCUCCACACCCAUUUCAAAAUCCCCAAAACCCUCUUCCGAUCCCAAACCCUCACCCCAAGACCCCUUACCCACUCCCUCACCCCUCUAUUCUCUCCCUUUCCAAAUCCGCUGCCCCUCCCAUACCAACUGCCCAAUCCCCACCCUCGAUACCCUCCCCGCCCGCCACCUCUCCCAAUCCGCAUCGUUCUCCAAACUCCGGAGGCCCUCUCUCAAUUUCCAAGACGACCCCUCUCCUCCUCCUCCUCCUCCUCCAUCCAAAGCUGAGAGUGAUUCGGUUCCACAAGAACCAAAAUGUGAAGCUGUGAAUUCGGCCAAUUUUGUGAAGAGGCGUCCCAAUUUGAUUGGAGGGAAUGCGCCUCUACCGCCUGUGAAACUGCGAAAAUGUGGCGGUGAAGGGAAUUUUGUGAAGCUGAACAUGAAUAGGAGCAACAAGCGCAAGUUUGUGAAUAAAGGAAGAGGAAGGAAUAGUUAUGCUUCCUCUGGUAGAAAAUCUUAUAGGAGGAGUAGGAGAAGAUUGAGACCUGAAGGUGGGACUGAAGGGGAGAAGAACAAUGUGUGUGAAGAGGAUGGUUUGGUUUUAGAAAGCACAGGACAGAGGCAGAGGAAAUACGAUUGCGAAUUGGUUGAGGUGGUGGUGUCUGCGGCGAGGAACGAUCCGUCGGAUGAGAACUUGGUUAGGUUGUUGAAGGUCGUGUACGGCUAUGAUUUGUUUCGAGAUGGCCAGUUGGAGGCGAUUAGGAUGGUGCUUGCUGGGGAGUCGGCAAUGCUGGUUUUGCCGACUGGUGCGGGGAAGUCGCUUUGCUAUCAGUUGCCAGCGAUGGUGUUGCCUGGGAUAACAGUGGUGGUGAGUCCGUUGGUGGCACUGAUGAUCGAUCAGCUGAGACAGCUGCCUCCCAUGAUUCGGGGUGGUCUUCUUUGUAGCAGUCAGACGGCUGAAGAAGUUUCUGAGACGCUGAGGCAGCUUCAAGAAGGGACUAUCAGGGUGCUUUUUGUCUCACCCGAGAGAUUUUUGAAUGCAGAAUUCUUGUCAGUAUUUUCUACUAAUUUAUCCACAUCACUUGUUGUGGUUGAUGAAGCUCAUUGUAUCUCCGAAUGGUCACACAAUUUCCGGCCUUCAUACACUAGGCUUAGGGCAUCAAUGCUUCGUGCCAGGCUCAAUGUUGGAUGCAUUCUUGCAAUGACUGCUACCGCCACUACCACAACUUUGCACUCUGUUAUGUCUGCUCUAGCCAUUCCACAAACCAAUCUUAUUCAAAAAGCACAAUUAAGGGACAAUUUGCAAUUGUCAGUAUCUUUGAGUGGAAAUAGAAUGAAAGAUUUGCUGAUGUUGAUAAAGUCUUCUCCCUUUAAGGAAGUUCAGAGCAUCAUUAUAUACUGCAAAUUUCAGUAUGAAACUGAUAUAAUAAGCAAAUGCUUAUGUGAUAACAAUAUCUCUGCAAAGAGCUAUCACAGUGGUAUCCCUGCUAAAGACCGUAGCCGUACACAGGAGUUGUUUUGUUCUAACAAAAUUAGAGUGGUUGUUGCAACUGUGGCGUUUGGCAUGGGACUUGACAAGCAGGAUGUUGGAGCUGUAAUUCAUUACUGCUUGCCAGAAAGCUUGGAGGAAUAUGUUCAGGAGAUUGGGCGUGCUGGAAGGGAUGGGAGGUUGUCCCAUUGCCAUCUCCUUUUUGACAAUGACACAUACUUCAAACUUCGUAGUCUUAUGCACAGUGAAGGAGUAGAUGAAUAUGCAGUGAACAAAUUUCUCAUUGAAGUUUUCAGCAAUGGCAAGAAUUCACAAGGGAAAAUGUGUUCAUUAGUCAAAGAAUCUGCAUCCCGCAAGUUUGAUAUGAAAGAAGAGGUGAUGCUGACUCUUCUAACGCACUUGGAGUUGGGUGAAGUGCAAUACCUGUGUUUACUUCCACAGAUGAAUGUGACUUGCACUCUAAAUUUCCACAAUACUUCUCCAGUGCUGUUUGCUGAAAAGGAUAGAGUGGUUGCAGCAAUUCUUAAGAAAUCUGAAACUAAGCAAGGGCAAUAUGUGUUUGACAUACCCACUGUGGCAAAUAGCAUCGGGAUUACAGCUAUUGACCUGUCAAAUCAUUUGCAGAAUUUAAAGUUGAAGCGAGAAAUAACAUAUGAGGUGAAGGACCCAGCAUAUUGUUACACAAUUAUGGAAGUACCAGGGGAUUUUUGUUCUCUAUCAGCUCAUCUUACAAAAUGGUUAUCAGAAGUUGAAAUCUGCAAGGUACGGAAGUUGGAUGCAAUGUAUAAUGCUGCAGUCUUUGCGGUGAAUGUGUGUGAAAAGAUGCAUGGUUGCUAUGGUUGUCAGCAUACGCCAUGCUUGCAGAGAAAGAUUUUGGAUUACUUCAAUAGAGAUGAUAAUUCUGACGUUUCUAAUAAGAUGGGUCAAAGCAGCCCAUUUUUGCGAGCAGAUAUAAAGGUCUUUCUACAGAGUAACUCACACGCUAAAUUCACUCCCAGAGCUGUUGCAAGGAUAAUGCAUGGAAUUGCAAGCCCAGCCUAUUCUUCUACGUUUUGGUCUAAAACUCAUUUCUGGGGAAGGUAUACACAAAUAGACUUCCAGGUGAUAAUGGAAGCAGCACAAGCAGAACUCAUGAAUUUUGUAGGAAAGACCGCACUCUAAGGGUACGUUUGGUACACAGAAUUCCUAUUCCAUUAAGAAAAAUGAAUAGCUUUUCAUUAAGAAUGGAAAAGAGUGUAAUGGAAUAGCCUUGGCAUUAGUAUAUGAUAAUGAUAGAAUCGUUAUCAUAUACCCUAAUACUUGGAAUAGCUAUUUAACUCUUGGAAUAGCCAUUCUUAUGGGAAUGACUUUUAUUCCCAAUAAAAGCUAUUUCUUUUCCUAAUGGAAUAGCCAUUCUGCGUACCAAACGUACUCUAAUUGUUUGCGACCAAGCAUCCAGCAGAUAAACUGCAGUGCAUCUGAAGAUGUUGCCUAGACUUAUUACCCUUGCAAAAUGUUUACUGUGAGUCAAAUUGCAAUACAAAAGACAUGCUUGACCAGAGCGGAACAUUAUGGAUGAUUUUAUAUGUCAACCUACAAAUGUGGCAGGAAAGGCGAAGUCAAGAUUAGCAUGACCACAGGAAAGAGCUCAAGUAUGAAAUUCAAAUCCUCAAUAGUUUCCAUACAUCAUCAUAUUACAGUCAUUAAACAUGACAUGGUUAUUUUAACCACAAGGUGUUUAGAAACCAUGCAAGGGUUGGGCGAUUUAAUCUGCAAUUGUCAACAAAUAGAAUCCUGUUCCAGUUCUGGAUUCUGAUCUCAAUAGCUGCUUACAAUUCAAAUAGGUUGCCUUGUUAUUAGUGAAAUUCUGGCAGCCUAAUAACGGGAAAUGCUCAUUUUUACUUGAGCGGGUUUAUAAAAAAGUUAAAGACGGAACUAUUUAUCUUC
This is a messenger RNA of Alnus glutinosa, 3609 nucleotides long. Its product is annotated as ATP-dependent DNA helicase Q-like 5. Gene Ontology annotation, molecular function: 3'-5' DNA helicase activity; four-way junction helicase activity; ATP binding. The record is from RefSeq and is a predicted model, not a curated record. NCBI's taxonomy places the organism in Eukaryota, Viridiplantae, Streptophyta, Magnoliopsida, Fagales, Betulaceae. Gene Ontology annotation, cellular component: cytoplasm; chromosome; nucleus. Gene Ontology annotation, biological process: double-strand break repair via homologous recombination. The transcript has 21 exons. Bases 76 to 2844 code for a protein of 922 amino acids.